AACAUUCUCGACGCCAGCGCUAUCCAAACACUUACCCCACUUUACGGCUAGUAUUCGCUCCUAAGAUGCUAGAUGACGAUGAUGUCUAUAUUGGCACGUACCUGUUCUGUCGUGCCCAUGGCUGUGAAUUUUGCAACGAGUGCUGCAUCGACCAUCGAUUCACCAACAAUUUGCGAAUGAUGGACAAGCUACAUGCAGCCUUUCCUACUUUCACAGAGACCGAUUUCAUGAACCGUCCUCCAAUCUCUUAUAUCUUGGACAAGGCAGUUGAAACAAAAUCAAGCCGACCCAAAGAGCGGGUAUACGAAUGCAGAGAACAUAACAAGACUGACUGUUCGAUUUGCUUCGACUGGGCGAAGUUAACAAUAGACAACAUGAAACGUCAAAACAAGCUGAAGAACUCGAAGGCUAUCGCAGUCGACAUUACGAGGCAAGAAAAAAUGAAGUUCCUCCACAGCAUGGGCAUCGAACUUUUGCCUUCCACCCGCCUGCCUGAUGAUGCAAUAGAAAGAAAGUUUCGCGGUGCCAUAGACGCUUCUCAAUCAUUUUCAAAGCUGAUCCAGAAACCUCCUUUCAACCCCUCGUCUUUCUCACUUUGGUCUAAGAAGAAUGCUUCGAAGAGCCUGCUCGAUUCGGUCAAACGCGGAAAUAUGAUGGAAGCUUUCGCAAAUGCACAGGCUCGAAGUCAAGGGAAAGAGAAUGCCUGGGAUAUGUACGAGAACGUCUUUGUCGAUAUUCGUCAGACGAUUAUGUCGUUAGCCAGCGGCUUCGAUAACGGGGUCCUCUCAGCGAUUGCACAGGACAAGGACUACAGCUACGCGAUUUGCAUACGGGUUGUUGAAGUCCGACAACUCGAUAACGGAGUGCCCGCUAUAGUUGUUCUCUACUGUCGCGGAACCAGGGACACACCUGCUAACGACACAAUUCCCUGGGUUCAAGAAGUAUUAUCGAAAUCAGCAUCGAAGACAGUACCUCUACUUCAAAUUGUCGCGAGCUUGGAAGAACAGAAACUUCUCCUUGCCAUUCUCAACAUGAACGCCCGGAGGCUUUCUGAUCAAUUUUCACCUAAACGGUCUAGAAGCGAAGGUCCUUUUGGGCUGUCGUUCCUUCUGCCUCUCGCGCCACUUGGACAGCAAGAUGUGGGAGCCCUGACGAACCAUACAGGCUGUACAGUAUGCGGAAAGAAGACAACAAGUAGAUGCUCGCAGUGUCUUUCUGCCGAAUAUUGCGGGACAGAAUGUCAAAAAUUGCACUGGAAGGAACAUAAAUCUAUGUGUAAUUCCCUCAAAGGCGGAGAGUGGAUCACUAUAACCUUCAGCAUGCUGCCGCUAGAGACCAGACUCGCCGCCAAAAAAGGAGAAAAGCUGUAUUUCACCUUGUUCAACAAGUCUUCUGGGCUCUCAGCCGAUGCUAACCGGAAAGUGUACGAUACUGAUAACCCACCACCUAUACCAUCCAAUAUUCACGGAGACAACUCGUUCCUUGUAAAGCUGCAGAAGGGGAUGUCUGUGAUAAUAUAUGACCGCACGAGAAGCCUGCAAGCAUACUUGUGCUCCGAUGUAGAUCCCAAAGGGUACGAAAAGGCGAUGGCGCAAAUGAAUACUGGGCCGAGAGGGAUCAAGGUUUAUAGGUGGGCAAAGAGGACAGGGGAGUCGCAGCUGAGCGUGUGUAUCAACAAGGCUCCUCUGAUAGAUCCUCAGUGGUAAAUUUGGAUGUUGUUCACACAGGUUUAUGGUUUAUCCUAUUUUCUCGCCUUUUCUGGCCUUCCAGAUGUAGCACCUUUCCGUUAUGUUGUUUCCUUUCGACAGUGCAGAUUUCCUUCUCAUUGUGCUUCUAGUCCCUGUUUCCUUUGUAGCUUAUGUGUACCAUUCCAUUAAGUUUAACUCUCCAGAAUGUUUUCCCCUCUGGCGCUUCGUGCGAUUACAUAA
This is a messenger RNA of Lentinula edodes (shiitake mushroom), 1928 nucleotides long. RefSeq lists its product as uncharacterized. Gene Ontology annotation, biological process: regulation of transcription by RNA polymerase II. The record is from RefSeq and is a predicted model, not a curated record. The transcript is spliced from 4 exons. Gene Ontology annotation, cellular component: nucleus. Gene Ontology annotation, molecular function: DNA-binding transcription factor activity, RNA polymerase II-specific. Lineage: Eukaryota; Fungi; Basidiomycota; Agaricomycetes; Agaricales; Omphalotaceae. The coding region runs from base 66 to 1706 and encodes 546 amino acids.